Molecule: messenger RNA, 1302 nt
Organism: Abrus precatorius (Indian licorice)
Lineage: Eukaryota; Viridiplantae; Streptophyta; Magnoliopsida; Fabales; Fabaceae
Exons: 12
Coding region: 28-1170 (380 amino acids)
Biological process (GO): glycerophospholipid biosynthetic process
Cellular component (GO): mitochondrion
Source: RefSeq, a predicted model, not a curated record
GUUGUGAAAAGGAAAAACACCGUAACAAUGAGCUUCCAUCUCCUAACCAAAGCUUCGCGGCAGAGCCAAACGACAAAGCCAAUUGCAUUUUCCCAUAUACUUCCACGCUUAUUUUCUCAGCGAUCGGAACGGCCUUCAUUCGGCAUUGCGUUCGACAUCGACGGUGUCGUUUUGCUCGGUAACACCCCCGUCGGUGGUUCUCCGGGAGCACUGAGAAAAUUAUACGACGACGAUGGUAAACUGACAAUCCCUUACGUUUUUCUCACUAAUGGUGGUGGCUUUCCUGAAGCUAAAAGAGCCUCUGAGCUUAGUCAACUUUUGGGUAUACACGUUUCACCUUCGCAGGUUUUACAGGGCCAUUCAACAUUUAAACAAUUGGCCAACAGAUUUGAGAACGAUCUCAUUGUUGCUGUGGGAAAAGGGGAACCUGCCGCUGUGAUGUCUGAAUAUGGUUUUAAAUAUGCUCUUUCAAUUGAUGAAUAUGCAUCAUGCUUUGAAAACAUUGAUCCACUGGCUCCGUACAAGAAAUGGACAACCAAGUGUGCUGCUACACAGAAUUCAAAGUUUAACGAGAGUGUUCCAAGGAACGAUGUCUUCUCUAAUAGGGUUCAAGCAGCAUUUGUAGUUAGUGACCCUGUUGAUUGGAGCAGGGACAUACAGGUUCUCUGUGACAUCUUAAAAACAGGAGGCCUUCCUGGAAGGAAUGUUGGACCACAACCGCAUAUAUAUUUUGCAAAUGAUGACCUUGAAUACCAGACUAAGUUUCCUUCCGAACGUUUGGGCAUGGGAGCUUUCAGGAUUGCAUUAGAAUCCAUCUUCAAUAGGAUUCACCCUCAUUCCUUGGAAUAUACAUGUUUUGGCAAACCGUAUCCAUCUGUCUUCAAGAAUGCAGAAAUCGUGUUACAGAAACUUGUGGCAUCGCUUUAUAACGAUUUCUAUGAUAUAAGUCGUAAUAAUGCUCCAUAUUUUAAAACACUUUACAUGAUAGGAGAUAAUCCUGCAGUUGAUAUCAGAGGUGCACGACAGACUGGGCAUCCUUGGUUUUCUAUUCUCACAAGAACUGGGGUUUUCAAGGGGAAGGAAAAUCAUGACAAAUUUGCAGCAGAUCUGGUGGUUGACACUGUAGAAGAAGCUGUGGACUACAUAUUGGCAAAGGAAUGCGUUUCAUAGGUCUUUACAUUGAAAUGCUUUGAUUCUUUAAGAUGACAUUUGAAAGUCAUAGGUGAUUCUGUGAUAUCACCAGAAGAAUGUAAUAAUUUGUGGCCUAAUCAGCCGUUCAUUUAAAGCGCAUACAAGUUAUAU